Molecule: messenger RNA, 942 nt
Organism: Erinaceus europaeus (western European hedgehog)
Lineage: Eukaryota; Metazoa; Chordata; Mammalia; Eulipotyphla; Erinaceidae
Product: olfactory receptor 5D13-like
Exons: 1
Coding region: 1-942 (313 amino acids)
Biological process (GO): sensory perception of smell; G protein-coupled receptor signaling pathway
Cellular component (GO): membrane
Molecular function (GO): odorant binding; G protein-coupled receptor activity; olfactory receptor activity
Source: RefSeq, a predicted model, not a curated record
AUGCUGUUGUCCAGAGAAAACCAAAGUGUUGUGACCACAUUCAUUCUCUUGGGCUUCUCUGAAUAUCCGGGCCUGCAGGUACCCCUGUUCCUGAUAUUUCUGGCUGUCUACACAGUCACUGCAGUGGGGAACCUGGGUAUGGUCGUCCUCAUCCGGAUCAGUUCUAAACUCCACACGCCCAUGUACUAUUUCCUUAGUCACUUGUCCUUUGUGGAUUUCUGUUAUUCUACUGUAGUCACACCCAAACUGUUGGAGAACCUGGUUGCUGAAGACAGAACAAUCUGCUUCAUGGGCUGCAUCCUGCAGUUCUCUUUCAUCUGCGUAUUUGCAGUGGUAGAAACAUUCAUACUGGCUGCUAUGGCCUAUGACCGAUUUGUGGCUGUGUGCAACCCCUUGCUUUACACAGUCGUCAUGUCUCAGAAGCUCUGUGUCUCCUUGGUGGCAGCCUCUUACACGUGGGGUAUAGUCUCUUCCCUGACCCUUACCUAUUCUCUCCUGGCAUUAUCCUUCUGUGGACCAAAUAUCAUAAAUAAUUUCAUUUGUGAAUACUCUGUCCUGGUGUCUGUUUCCUGCUCUGACCCUCAUGUCAGCCAAGUGCUCUGUUUAGUCAUUACCUUCUUUGAUGAAGUGAGCAGUCUGCUCAUCAUCCUCAGCACGUACACUUUCAUCUUCCUCACGGUGAUAAGAAUGCCUUCUGCUGGCGGGCGUCAAAAAGCCUUCUCUACCUGUGCCUCUCAUCUGACCGCCAUCACCGUUUUCCACGGCGCUGUCCUGUUCCUUUAUUGUGUGCCUGACUCCCAAAAUUCAUGGCUCCUGGUCAAAGUAGGCUCUGUGUUGUAUGCCGUGGUUGUCCCCAUGUUGAACCCUUUGAUCUACAGCCUGAGGAACAAAGAUGUGAAGGAGAGCAUGAGGAAGCUACUGAGUCACCCAAUAAAAUUUUGA